This is a messenger RNA of Cercopithifilaria johnstoni, 6495 nucleotides long. Lineage: Eukaryota; Metazoa; Nematoda; Chromadorea; Rhabditida; Onchocercidae. The record is from the annotation of a GenBank genome assembly.
AUGCCUCGUGGAAGACCUCGAGGUCGUGUUCGAAUUUCAGCUGGGAAAGCAUCAGUUAAAUCGUCACCAUCGUGCUCUGGUCGUAAUCGAAAACGUGCAAGACAGGCUGGUAGUUGGACGAAAUCAAAAUCCACGAAAACUUCAAAAUCCAGGGAAAGUCGGCAAGUAUGGGAUGAAAGCGACGAAGAAUAUGAUAGGCCUGACUACUACACCGAUUCAACGGGUGAUUUCGAUAGUGAUACUUCCACUGCCCGAAUAAAUUCUGCAGCAAUGACUUUCGAAGACGAAGCAGAGGAUGAAGAGAUAGAAGAGACGUCAUCCGUGGCGAGUCGAGUUCCAACACCUGGAGCAUCGCUUUAUGAGACGGAUGAAUCUGUUGAAUGUCCGUGGCUUGAAAUUCCGGCAGGACAGCUACCAAUACUGAAAUUACCGAAAGGAAGCCAAGAUUUAUUGAUCGAUGAAAAAUAUUUAUUUGAUGCUCUUGAGGUUUAUGAAACAUGUCGUUGGUACUACCAAGCAAUUCGGCUUUCUCCAUUUCUCUUCGAAGAUUUUUGCGCCGCUCUAAGUACCGAAAGUCAAACAAACCUCUUAGCUGAAAUACAUAUUGCGCUGUUGAAACUGUCAUUAAAAGAUGAUGAUGAUGAGCAAAUCAUAUUAUCAGUACAGGAUACAAACAAUAGUUUCAAUAUCAUGCUUCAACUGCUUGAACCAAUGACAUAUGCUGAGGUACUUCGACAGUAUUUGGAAAGCGAUCCACAUCGUUUCCCCGCAAAGGUUCUUGAAGCGGCAAGUGGAAAUUAUCCAUUUGUUGAUGUGGAACAGCGACUUAUAGUUCUUUUAUGGCUUUGUGAUCGUUUCUUUCAAACUAGCGAAUACCGAAAUAUUAUGAGAAAUGACGGGAAGUUAACAGUAGAUGAGCAUUGUCGUGAAUGUGGAAAACCAGGCGAUGUUUUACUCUGUGACGGUUGUGAAGCAUGUUAUCACUUGUCAUGCACAGGUUUGGCCGACAUACCGGAUGGAAAGUGGUUAUGUCAAGUGUGUGAAUUACAUAAGGUACGCGGCGUAACAGACUGUCAAGUCCCAGGUCACCGAUCGUCGCGUAUGCCAAUGCGUUUUAAACCUUUGGGUCGGGAUCGUCAUGGUCGUCUUUAUUGGUUUAUGGUGAGACGCAUAUUUGUGCAGGACGAUACCGACGGUUCUGUGCAUUACUACAGUACCCUUCCUCAACUCUAUUUCUUACUGAAUAUGUUUUUGGUGAAUGAAUAUGAAAAACGUCUGGCAGCCGUUUUUAUGGAUCUUCUUCCCCUCAUUGAAGAACAUAUGCGAAUGACGCUACAGCUAACUGAUGACUAUGGACGAAGCGCAAGAACUAGAAAUAAAACUGAUUUGUAUUUACAUGCUGACAACGUUAUGAGAAUGGGUGAUAUUUUGGCAAAACCAUUGUUUAGUCAAUUACAAGAAAGUGAUGAUGAGCGGAUAGUGAUUGCAAUUGGUUGCGCGAAACACGUUGAAGUGAGCAAGUAUCUUUUACUCUACAAAGCAGAAGAAUUGUUGGGAUUUACAGGGAACUGCUUGAAGAAUACGUUUUGGACAGCUGGUAUGCAAACUCAUGAAGUGAUUACGAAAAAAGAAGUAAUCGAAGCAACUUUCCAUACAGCUUCAGUCAGCGGCGGUACUGAGGAAGUCCAUUCUAUGGAUCUUGGGUUUAGGCUUGGAGAGGGUGAUACCUUGGCACGUUAUGUAAAUCAGUAUAGCAUGAAUGAAUAUGCCAAAAAUCCAAUUCAAAGAGCUAAAGAAAGAGACAGAAAAAAGUAUAUGUCAGGAAGAUUUUCGCUUAUGGACGAAGGGGAAUUCGAGUGGACAGUAACGAAGGGGCGUACUCUCUCUGGAACACCAAUUCAGAUUGGAAAAAUAAUACAAAGUUCUAUGGAAAGUUUUGCUCAAAAAAUACCGUCAGUUUUAAUGCAUCGUUUAUGGAAACGGGAUGGCUUGGAUUAUUUUAAAAAGGGAAUGAAUGCUCCACCAACAGUUGAAUUGCUGAAAGACUUAUUAUUGCGUUUUGAAUGUGCGAUUCGACGACCAGUUCUUCAUAGUGUGUGGUGGAAUACAUUAGGGCAUACUCGGCUGAUACGUAUAACAGUGGAAGAUCGUGAGCGACGUCAGCGUUACGAGACAAAAAAAAAGAAGCAGGAAAGGGAGCUUUGGGCAGCAGAACCAGAUGAUGACGAAGUAAUUUGGGUGAAACAUCUUAAGGUUGGUUCAAUACUUAAAAGAACUUUAUGGCGACAGAAUGAUGAAGGUUAUCGAGUGAAUGGUCGCGGUGCUCUUGGUGGUUGGCUGUGGAAAUCUAAAACAUUUCAUCGCACAUUCGUUCCUCGAGCCGAAAAACCGGAUAUUGGUGGAAAUUUAGAACCCACUACACUAGCAAAUAGAAAAGCAAUUCGUCUGGAGAAGUUUGUUGGACGUCUAAAUGAAUGGAGAACUGCAGAAUUGAAAGGCGAAGAGCGGAAGUGGCAAAAAGAACUUUUGAAGAAAUGUUAUUCUCCCACAUGUAGGAUGGGUAUGAUGCCGUUACCGAUCAUCUCAGAAAACGACAGUGUUCAAGGUUGUUAUAGUCUUGUAUGUCGCCAAGCUGUAUUGCAGUCUAUGGGAAGAACUACAAGUGGUGUUGUUCAUGCACGGCCUGCAUCGUCACCGGCAUCAAAAUCUCGACAGGGAAAUGAUCAAAGUAUGAAAGCGCUGGAGAUGAAUAAACCGUUUCCUCUCCCGGUUCCAUUUGAUUAUCGAGUCAGACACACUAGUGAACAAAGUUUAUUAAUCUUACCACCGAGAGCUUUAAAACGUCUGGCUCGCCAGGGUGGAGUGAAUUUGAAUUAUUUCGCUCCUGGUUUUCAUCGUAUGGCUAAAAGUAACAUUCAAGUGUGGAAUUAUCCUUGUCAGCGUCCACUGUUCGAUAAUUGCUGGAGAUACCUAGUGUUACGCGCUCAGUCGUAUCAUUCUAUAGCUCUGCAUCUUCGGGUACUCUAUGCAUGCAUUCGAUGGACUGACAUGCAUCGCGAACCAGAUGAAGAUUUUCGGGUUACAGUCCAUCUUGCGGAUCAUGAUGAAGUACGAACAGUAAUAGGCCAUAAGGAGUAUCCACCAGACGGUAUGUAUGAGCAAUAUAAACUUAGUGUAGAGUUGAUUCCUCUGGAUGACAAUAUUGAUCUGGAUGAUGCUAACGAAGGCUUAGGAAGUGCUGCAUAUCAUCCAUCAAAAUCGUUGGAGAAAACUUUGCGUAAAAGAAAAAUAGCGAGAGGGAGAUCAGAAAACGGUGCGGUAAGGAAGGGUCAUGUGAAAGUGAUUGAACGAUGGAUCGAUGGUGUUGAACUGAAACCGUGGGAAAUAGCUAAUUAUUGGAAGAAUGUCGAAAAUCGAACAAGACGCAGUUUGGCUGCACCAUCGGUUGUUACAGUUGGUAAUAAACUUUCUGCGCCAAUUGUGAAACAUUAUGAAUCGCCGAUAGUUCAUCCUAAUCGUAUAUCUGCUGAAAGACGUCGUCCACAACCAAAACGCAUACCGGAUUACGAUUAUGAUAUAAAAGAUGAUGAGGACGACGAAGAUGAUGAUGAUGAAUAUAUCGACGUCGAAACGUUACCAAGUAUUGCUGAGACGAAAUCAGUUUCGAGUUUGGAACCAAAACCUAAAGUUCCACUAUUAUCAGAACAGAGGUCAGAAAAACAGUUGAGUGAAAGUCCGUAUAAGGCGCAUUGGCAAAAUCCCAAUGUACAUCGUCAACUUGAACAGGUGCCCAAACGUCCAGGCGAACUACUGGGAGGAGGGAAAUAUACAAUGUUUCAGAAGCCGGAUGGUACAUUGUGUCGUGUAAUGGUAUAUCAGAAUCGUCCAACGCAAGGGACCAAGACAACCGGUACUCCAGGAUCUAUUCGCUCUCCACCAGUGAUAACUUCACAAUCAAGAGCUGGAAGCUAUCAGCGUGAAUCACUGCGAAUACCAGUUGCUCGAACAGUUGUAUCAAUUCCAGGCUCAAGUCAUGGUUCUCCUGUGGCACCGAUAGGGAAAAGAUUGCUGUUGAUUCGUCGAAGUGAUGGUACGACACAGUAUUUACGGCCAGUUACUAGUGGCACAGGUACACCCGGUGCUUAUCGAGCGGUCCGCACAACACAAGCUGGUGGUGCAACAAUAAGCGAUGUUCGAGGUUCUCUAACAAGUUCCUCGUUUGUUCGUCCAGUCGGUACUACUCGAACUGUUUUCACUGGUAAUCAAUCAUUGGGAAGAGUUGUACGAUUACCUGCGCGAACAGUAGCACUGGUAAAUCACCCACCCAUCACCCAUCAAACUUCGUCUACAGUGCGAUUUGGUCGAAUGCAAACGAAUACAAAACGAAGAGGAGAUGAUGAGCUACCGAAUGAUCGUAAUAGUCCGAUUACAGCACAGGUAGAUGAAGAUUAUCGCUUAUUGGCGGAAAGAGGUCGUUCAUCUGGGAAACCAUCUGGAUCAAUUCCAAGUUCUGGAAAUGGACGUAUUGUCAGCGAUACAAUACCAGCUGUGACAGUUCAGCCGCGACAAGGUUUAACGGCAGUGGUGCACUCAUCUCUCGAGCAACAAACAUCAUCAGGUCAAAUAUUUGGUGACCAUGACCCUAUGGCCGGUUCAGGAUCUUCGGCAACUGGUGGUGGUAGAUACGCGAACAUGGUACGAACAGAAAUCAGAAAAGCAGGAAUUGCUGCACGAGUUCGUCUUGGCGCUGAAAUGGUUCGAGUUGGACAUCACGGACGUGGAGUAUCAUCAGUGUAUGGAAGGACGCAUAUAUCACAGUUGAACGAAUCAACAGAUAUGUCUUCAUCAGUCGGACAUACUUAUGUUAGUAGCCGUACUCAUGCAAAAUAUAUUGGAACCAUCGAUAUCCGCUCAAAUCUUUACAUUCGUCCUUUUGAACAGAUCGAUCAACGAGUUAUAAAAGAGAUGCUUGACAACUUAAUAACAGAAGUUUGCAUAAUGGAUGCUGAGAAUGGUUGGCAUAGACGUCAUGUUCAGCGUGCUUAUGAAAAGCGCCAAGAAGAAAGAAAACGCCGUGAAAUGCAGCAAAGGGCAUUGAAAUUUGAGCGACUUUCAGCGAGGCAGCUGGAAGUUGAGCUGGGUGAGCGAAUUGAACGGUUCAAGAGAGAAGUCAAUAAAAGACGUCUUAAAUUAGAGGAGAGAGCAGAGGCCGAGGCCGGAAUGAUUGCACCAUGGCGCCGGCCUCGAAGGGCACGUGAACUUUAUACCGGCUCAAGUUCACAAUUGCAGGCUAUAGCAGGAAUGCCGGUAGAACCAAGUACUAUAUCGUUAGGUGGCAGAGUACAUACCGACGAAACAGCCUCAAACAAGGUAGAUGAAGAGUCGAGUACUCAGCUUCCAAGCGAAAGCGAUAGUGUUCAGUGUUCAAAAUCUGCGGAGUUAAUACCGGAUUUGUUCACUCAACAGCGAUCAUUGCAGUCAUCUUCAGAGGGUCAUUCUUUAAUAGAUUCGGCGCAUAAGGUAGAAGACUCCUCACAACAGCUACAUAGUGAGAGAAGCAAGAAGAAAAAAUGUGGGGACGAAAGUUUCAUUAAGACUGAACCAGCGUCGACGUCGCGGAUGUUGAGCAGUAGCGAAGCGAAGCCAAGUGGGAAAACUCGAAGUGAACAACGUCAUGUCACACGUGGGACCUCUCCUUCAACGUCAUCACGGCCAGGAACAGCAUGUUCGGGAUCGAUUCCAGACAUAGAUACCACAAAACGACACUGCAAAUGCGAUCAACCUUAUGAUCCGAAAAAAUUUUAUGUUGGCUGCGAUUUAUGCUACCAAUGGUUCCAUGGUAAAUGUGUUGGUAUAUCGGAAAGAAAGUCAAAGAAGAUGACAAGCUGGGUGUGUGAAGAUUGUGCCAAAGAGCAAAAAAGCUCUGAACAGGAGUUAUAUUGUGUAUGCCAAACACCAUACGAUGAUUCGCAAUUCUAUGUUGGAUGUGAUGGAUGUGAAGGAUGGUUCCACCCGCGAUGUGUUGGCAUCACUCAAGAGAAAGCUGAGAAAGCAGCUGAAUAUUUGUGCCCACAAUGUACGCAAAAUAAGCAAGCCGAAUCAAGCACAUCAUCACCGCUUCUUGAGCGUCCUGAUUUUAAGCUCAUUUGGCAUGUUGUUGAUAGCUUGAAGGAUCAUCGUACUAGCUGGCCUUUUCGAGAAUCAGUUGAUCGAAAAGAUCAUCCAGAUUAUUAUUCUAUUAUUAAGAAACCAAUGGAUCUGAGCAUUGUGCAGCAAAAACUGAAACGAUAUGCAUACCACAGUUUGAAGGAAUUUAAAGCUGACAUAACACAAAUUUUUGAAAAUGCUCGGAUAUUCAAUCCUAAAGAUUCAGCUAUUUAUCAAUGUGCUGAUAUCCUUGAAAAACAAUUUCGUGAACAUAUGGUGGAAAUUAAAUCUGCAGUGGAAACACGGACUAACGGCCAAAAAGAGGAAAGUUCUACCACAAAGAAGUAG